UCCAACAAGAGUGGUGCUUCUAACUACUCGUGAAGAACAUAAUGGACGACGAUGAAAAUAUUGAGAAUGCGCUGGGAAAUCUAUCCGAAAUCGACAGAGAUCGAAGACAUCCAUGUUCGAAGAUAUUUGUUCGGACAGUUACGAUAAUCACAUGUAUCCAUAUGAUUAUUCAUAGAAGAGUAACACCAGUUCAAGAUGAACUUAUUCGAUGCCGGACACUUUCGUUCAUUAUGAAAUGCCAACCAAAUCCAGAUUUGGAUCAGUUUGCAGAUCCUGACGUGGCAGAUAUCAUCCACUUCAUUUUUCGCUGGCUCAUGUUUGGAUCGUUUCCAAUGUUAUCAUUAGCUGCGUUGGUCAUCUCGGCAUUAUUAUUAAGACACUGGCCUCGUCUCAUUGACAAAAUUACUAUAAAUCCAACCUUUCUGCAUGUUUUCUGUUUAUUUUCGUUGUUCUACAUGUUUCUCGAAUCAAUGUUUCAAGCAUUUGCUUACAUGUAUGGAAUUUCCAGCGCUAGCACAGCCGUGAACGCUCCUUGGACAGACUACUUACUAUCUUCUCUCUACUCAAUACUUCUUUGGUUCUUCUUUCUCAAUUUUCUUGUGAAUAUGCAACUGACAGAAUUUGAUUGUCGAGCUGCGCGUGAGAUAGCUGGUGGUAUUAUCAACGAUCAAAAUCCACCAGCUGAUCAUCAAUGA
Molecule: messenger RNA, 695 nt
Organism: Cylicocyclus nassatus
Lineage: Eukaryota; Metazoa; Nematoda; Chromadorea; Rhabditida; Strongylidae
Source: the annotation of a GenBank genome assembly